Neogale vison (American mink) is the source of this 10017-nucleotide messenger RNA. RefSeq names its product neurofascin (gene NFASC). Gene Ontology annotation, biological process: cell-cell adhesion; brain development. Lineage: Eukaryota; Metazoa; Chordata; Mammalia; Carnivora; Mustelidae. The transcript is spliced from 31 exons. Gene Ontology annotation, molecular function: cell-cell adhesion mediator activity. The record is from RefSeq and is a predicted model, not a curated record. Bases 12 to 4094 code for a protein of 1360 amino acids.
CCGUGCUGAGGAUGGCCAGGCAGCAGCCGCCGCCCUGGGUCCACGCAGCCGUCCUGCUCUGCCUCCUCUGCCUCAGUGGGGCCAUCGAGAUUCCUAUGGAUCCAAGCAUUCAGAAUGAGCUAUCCCAGCCCCCAACCAUCACCAAGCAGUCUGUGAAGGACCACAUCGUGGAUCCCCGCGACAACAUCUUGAUCGAGUGUGAAGCCAAGGGGAACCCUGCUCCCAGCUUCCACUGGACUCGAAACAGCAGGUACUUCAACAUUGCCAAGGACCCUCGAGUGUCAAUGAGGAGGCGGUCUGGGACCCUGGUGAUCGACUUCCGCAGCGGGGGCCGGCCCGAGGAAUAUGAGGGGGAAUACCAGUGCUUCGCCCGCAACAAAUAUGGCACGGCCCUGUCCAACAGGAUCCGCCUGCAGGUGUCCAAGUCUCCCCUGUGGCCCAAGGAAAACCUAGACCCUGUCGUGGUUCAAGAAGGCGCUCCCUUGACACUCCAGUGCAACCCCCCGCCCGGACUUCCAUCCCCAGUCAUCUUCUGGAUGAGCAGCUCCAUGGAGCCCAUCACCCAAGACAAGCGUGUCUCCCAGGGCCACAACGGCGACCUGUAUUUCUCUAACGUGAUGCUCCAGGACAUGCAGACGGACUACAGCUGCAACGCACGUUUCCACUUCACCCACACCAUCCAGCAGAAGAACGCCUUCACCCUCAAGGUCCUCACCAACAACCCCUAUAAUGACUCGUCCUUAAGAAACCACCCUGACAUGUAUAGUGCGCGAGGAGUUGCAGAAAGGACCCCCAGUUUCAUGUACCCCCAGGGCACGGCGAGCAGUCAGAUGGUGCUGCGCGGCAUGGAUCUCCUGCUGGAGUGCAUCGCCUCCGGGGUCCCAACACCAGACAUCGCGUGGUACAAGAAGGGUGGGGACCUCCCCUCUGACAAGGCUAAGUUUGAGAACUUUAACAAGGCUCUACGCAUCACCAACGUCUCCGAGGAAGACUCCGGGGAGUAUUUCUGCCUGGCCUCCAACAAGAUGGGCAGCACCCGGCACACGAUCUCGGUGAGAGUAAAGGCUGCUCCCUACUGGCUGGACGAACCCAAGAACCUUAUCCUGGCUCCUGGCGAGGAUGGGAGGCUGGUGUGUCGAGCCAAUGGGAACCCCAAGCCCACUGUCCAGUGGAUGAUAAAUGGGGAGCCUCUGCAGUCGGCACCACCCAACCCGAACCGUGAGGUGGCUGGGGACACCAUCAUCUUCCGGGACACCCAGAUCAGCAGCAGGGCGGUGUACCAGUGCAACACGUCCAACGAGCACGGCUACCUGCUGGCCAACGCCUUCGUCAGCGUGCUGGAUGUGCCACCUCGGAUGCUGUCACCCCGGAACCAGCUCAUUAGGGUGAUCCUGUACAACCGGACACGGCUGGACUGUCCGUUCUUUGGGUCCCCCAUCCCCACGCUCCGAUGGUUUAAGAACGGGCAGGGGAGUAACCUGGAUGGUGGGAACUACCACGUCUAUGAGAAUGGCAGUCUGGAAAUCAAGAUGAUCCGCAAAGAGGACCAAGGCAUCUACACCUGUGUCGCCACCAACAUCCUGGGCAAAGCUGAAAACCAGGUCCGCCUGGAGGUCAAAGACCCCACCAGGAUCUUCCGGAUGCCCGAGGACCAGGUGGCCAAACGGGGCACCACGGUGCAGCUGGAAUGUCGGGUGAAGCACGACCCCUCCCUGAAGCUCACGGUCUCCUGGCUAAAGGAUGAUGAGCCUCUCUACAUCGGAAACAGGAUGAAGAAGGAAGACGACUCCCUGACCAUCUACGGUGUGGCCGAGCGGGACCAGGGCAGUUACACCUGUGUUGCCAGCACUGAGCUGGACCAGGACCUGGCCAAGGCCUACCUCACUGUGCUAGCUGAUCAGGCCACUCCAACUAACCAUUUGGCGGCCCUGCCCAAAGGACGGCCAGACCGACCCCGGGACCUGGAGCUCACAGACCUGGCCGAGAGGAGCGUGAGGCUGACCUGGAUCCCAGGGGAUGACAACAACAGCCCCAUCACAGACUUCGUCGUCCAGUUCGAAGAGGACCAGUUCCAGCCUGGGGUCUGGCACGACCAUUCCAAGUUCCCGGGCAGUGUCAACUCUGCCGUCCUCCAGCUGUCCCCAUAUGUCAAUUACCAGUUCCGGGUCAUUGCCAUCAACGAGGUGGGCAGCAGCCACCCCAGCCUCCCCUCCGAGCGCUACCGGACCAGUGGGGCGCCCCCUGAGUCCAACCCUGCCGACGUGAAGGGAGAAGGCACCAGGAAGAACAACAUGGAGAUCACGUGGACGCCCAUGAACGCCACCUCUGCCUUUGGCCCCAACCUGCGCUACAUCGUCAAGUGGCGGCGGAGAGAAACUCGAGAGUCGUGGAACAACGUCACAGUCUGGGGUUCCCGCUACGUGGUGGGGCAGACCCCCGUCUACGUGCCCUAUGAGAUCCGAGUCCAGGCCGAAAAUGACUUUGGAAAGGGCCCUGAGCCAGACACUGUCAUCGGUUACUCCGGGGAAGAUUAUCCCAGGGCUGCACCCACUGACGUUAAAAUCCGAGUCCUGAACAGCACGGCCAUCAGCCUGCAGUGGAACCGCGUCUACCCCGACACGGUGCAGGGCCAACUCAGGGAGUACCGAGCCUACUACUGGAGGGAGAGCAGCUUGCUGAAGAACCUGUGGGUGUCUCAGAAGAGGCAGCAAGCCAGCUUCCCUGGUGACCGCCCCCGUGGCGUGGUGUCCCGCCUCUUCCCCUACAGUAACUACAAGCUGGAGAUGGUCGUGGUCAAUGGGAGAGGCGAUGGGCCUCGCAGUGAGACCAAGGAGUUCACCACCCCGGAAGGAGUACCCAGUGCCCCCAGGCGUUUCCGAGUCCGGCAGCCCAACCUGGAGACAAUCAACCUGGAGUGGGAUCACCCGGAACACCCCAAUGGCAUCCUGAUCGGAUACACGCUCAAAUACCUGGCCUUUAAUGGAACCAAAUUAGGAAAGCAGAUAGUGGAAAACUUCUCUCCCAAUCAGACCAAGUUCACGAUGCAAAGAGCAGACCCCGUAUCGCGCUACCGCUUUACCCUCAGUGCCAGGACGCAGGUGGGCUCUGGGGAAGCUGUCACCGAGGAGUCACCAGCACCCCCGAAUGAAGCCACUCCAACCGCAGCUCCUCCCACGUGGCCCCCGACCACGGUGGGUGCGACAGGCGCUGUGAGCAGUACUGGCGCUACUGCCCCCGCUGUCACCACCGAAGCCACAACAGUCCCCACCAUCCCAAGUGUCGCACCUACCACCGUGGCCACCACCACCGCUGCCACCACUACAACCACUGCCGCCACCACCGCAGAGAGGCCUCCCACCACCGCCUCCGGGACUAAGAUGCCCGAAUCUGCCCCCGACAGGCAGUCCAUAUGGAACGUCACGGUGCUCCCCAACAGUAAAUGGGCCAACAUCACCUGGAAGCACAAUUUCGGGCCCGGAACUGACUUUGUGGUUGAGUACAUCGACAGCAACCAUACGAAAAAAACUGUCCCUGUUAAGGCCCAGGCCCAGCCUAUACAGCUGACAGACCUCUAUCCCGGGAUGACUUACACCUUGCGCGUUUAUUCCCGGGACAACGAGGGCAUCAGCAGUACCAUCAUCACCUUUAUGACCAGUACAGCUUACACCAACAACCAGGCAGACAUUGCCACCCAGGGCUGGUUCAUUGGGCUCAUGUGUGCCAUCGCCCUCCUGGUGCUGAUCCUGCUCAUCGUCUGUUUCAUCAAGAGGAGUCGGGGCGGCAAGUACCCAGUGCGAGAAAAGAAGGAUGUUCCCCUGGGCCCCGAAGACCCCAAGGAAGAGGACGGCUCCUUUGACUACAGUGACGAGGACAACAAGCCCCUGCAGGGCAGCCAGACGUCCCUGGAUGGCACCAUCAAGCAGCAGGAGAGUGACGACAGCCUGGUGGACUAUGGCGAGGGUGGCGAGGGGCAGUUCAACGAGGACGGGUCCUUCAUCGGCCAGUACACGGUCAAAAAGGACAAGGAGGAGACAGAGGGCAAUGAAAGCUCAGAGGCCACGUCGCCUGUCAACGCCAUCUAUUCUCUGGCCUAACGGAGCCCCCUCGCCCAGGACACAGCCACUACUUUGCAAGUGGGAGGAGGGGAGGGGGGAGAUGAAGCCACCGCAGACCUACCACACUGUCGCCACCUCCUUCAGGGACAAGGGUACAACAAGGGGGUCUGCCAAGCUGUGAGGACCAGUGACGGCCCAGCCAACCCCAAGCCCCCUCCCGAUGACCGCCCCUGCACCCCCGGGGUGCCACCGUGUGGAGGAGUCCUGGCUAAGCUCAGCUGGAGGGAGCCCAGCCCUUCGCUCAACCAGGCUGGAGCCUCCCCCAUCCUGGCCCCCCCUUGCCCUCCGCACGCGCACUCACCGGUUUCUGUUGGUCACGGCCCUUCGUGUUAUCCUUAUUUUUCUUUUGUGCAUCUUCCCCGUCCAGACCCAGCGUCUCCAUUUUCUUUUCCUUUCGAAGAAAUGUCCCUGGACAAAGAAAGAAUGGGUGGAUUCUCCCCCAGAUGGGCAAAAGGAUUGACCUGUAAAAGAUGUUGUAGAAAAGCUGUCGUAUUCUCACCGCCCCCGGGCCAACGUAUUUCCGAAGGAUGCCUUUCUCGCCAGAUGCCUCCCCGGGCCCCCAACCCAUGCGCCUUGGCCUUGUCAGUUGAUGAGCUGGGCUUGGCUGCUUUCUGGAAAAUGACAGUAUUUUUGGCAGGGAGAGAGUGGGCAGGCCUCCUUGCCCCGCUCUGGUUCAGUCAGGAGGUGGGCUUACCUCUUGCUCCUGGCUCUCACCCUGCCCCUUCCCCCAGCGUGUCCCAGACAAGAGCUGCGCCAGCUCUGAAGGAGUCUGAGGAGCGGGAGCGGCCACGGAUGGGAAGAGCUUUGAAGCCAGUGGCCGAGUACCUCAAGCAGAAGGAAACCGGGCGUCUGGUCCCUGGGGAGCUGUGCUCACCUCAGGAGAGAAGGAAAGGGCUGGGUUUGGACUUCCUUCCUCCCCAUCGGUGAAACCCAGGAUGUGGGAGAGAGGACCGUGCACCCUGCCUCGAGGGAUGAGGGCAACCCCCACCGGGUCAGGGAUCCCCGCUGCUACCCUCCCGGGGAUGGAACCAGGCGAUGCAGAAGCUUUGCUGAUGUGUUUGGGGGUACAAGGUGCUGCUCCCCCUCUUGCCUCUAGCAAGUAGCAUCUCCUUCAUCAAUUCUGUAAGACGUCGAAAGUGGUGUUUCACACCGUGCCGCCCCCCGAGACCGAACCAGUGUGUCCUGUCCUCGGGGUAUUUACAUAUCAGGAGAGUGCGCGGGAACACCACGCUGACCGCGCUGGAGAGCCUGGCCUGGGGACCCCGCGCCCUCCGGAUGCCUUACGCAGCUCUGAUGUGGUCCCCAGCAGCUACCAGGUCCCCAGCCCCUGCCCGUAAACCUCGAAGCCUCCAGCGAUGUCUCUCAAGAAUGGAGCGGCCCCAGCAAACGACACCACAGACCCAGAGCAGCCGCUCGCCGCGUGCCCUGCACCCCGUUGCCCAGCCCGAGACCCACACAGCCUGCAGUGCUCAGAGACCCAAGGCGCGGCCUUCAGCCUCCCCACCUAAUCCGUUUCUGAAACCAAAGGUACCUAGCCUCAGAGAGAGAUCUUGAGCCUGAGAGCAACCUGGUAGCGGUCGCUGCAGCUAGAGCUGGUUUCGGAGGGGGAAGCUGACCCCCCAUCUGGACUGCCUGCCAUGGGCACAGCCUCUGGGCCGAGCCUCCAGCUGCUCACCUGGCAGCCUGGGCAGCAACGGAGCUGCGUCCUUCAGAGGCUCGAUCAAAGCAUCGUUUGCCACACGUUUACGCCACAAAGGUAUUAGCAAUGUUUGCAUCCCUUCAUAAUCAGUCAGCUGAAGGUCAGGCGCAUAGACACACGUACUCUGUCUGCAGGUAAGAAACCAUAGCCCAGAGCUGAGCCAGUUGUGCUGUUUGAACCUGAGAGCAGGUGCCUGGCCUUUGGCCCCAGCCGUGGCCAGCCUUUGCAGCCCAGAAGCCCCAGGGACAGCUCUCUCAUGCUAAAUGGGGACAGGGUGAAUCACGGGGGGCUAGGAGUGAGCUUAGGGGCCCCCUCCUCUGGCUUUCCUCUACAGCUGGGCAGUCCUGCACCCAAGCCCAGCCUCUCCAGGGAACGUCAGGAAAGUAUGCCUAUAAACUGAAUUAAAGGACCAGCCUUUCCAGAAUAUGCUCUGGAUCUGAGCAGAGUAGACAGUGUCUUGGGCACCCCCCCCAAGCGACACCCCCACACCAGUGAGCUCAGUGCACUGCAGGCCGGCUCGUUGGGUAAGGGGACCGUGCACUGUCACGGUGCCCAUUCCCCCGGCCGUGCAGCUGAGGACCGCAGAAGGCCUCCUGCCGCCCAAGGGUCUGGGGGAGAGAUGAUUGCUCAGCCUAUCCGCUCUUCAUGGGUGUCGUGCCCGCUCUGCACCAGCUCCCUCCGUGUUGGAAGGCCGUGCGGGCAGCCACAUGGAGAGGGCCGUCCGCACCCCCACAGCCCUCCUGGCAGGCAGGAGCCCACCUGAGCCCGGAGAAGCUGUCUCCCCUGAGCAGAGAUGCUUAGAGAGGUGUGUGUAGGGCAGGGUUAGGGAGCAGCCCUUCCAGGAAGAGACUGUCCAUUUCCCAUGAGCCCGUGCCAGAGCCCAGCCCACUCAGCCAGAAAGCAGUAUUGUCCCGCACACCCUGCCACUGGGGCUCUCAAGCAACCGCCCAAAAACAUACCAACCAUGGGGCCAGGAGACACCAUCAGAGCUUCUGCCUGCCUGGCUGUAGGGGGUGGGGGGAGUCUCUCAGUGAUCCCAGAAAUCCUGUUGCCUGUGCUGUGGCCCCACCUGUCUGUGCUGAGCCACCAAAGCUGUGGGCUCAGGAAACAGCCUUGAACUUCUAGUCUGAGCCAUAGUGACAUGUGAGCCCUGCCCUCCCAGGCCUGGAGCUGAGAUGCAGGACACAGUGGGCAUUGGUUGGGGGCACCUUGAGAUCUCAAGCCUCCGGUUGCUCCAGGGUCCAAGGGAGAAGCUCCGGCAAGAGCACGUAGUCCGAAGCUCCGGCAAGAGCACGUAGUCCACGAGGCUGAGGAAGAUGGGGGGGGGGUCCCCUGUGGGGUGGGAUCGAGGACCAAUCCUGCUUCCUGAGUCUCUUUGGUCUGCCCCUUGGGGCAAGUUGCUUGACUUGUCUGUAUGUUGGUGCCCCCAGUUCUCCUGUGUCAUCCCUCCUUUGAAUACCUGUGCCCACGGAGGGACAGGAACCCAGCUGAAGGAGCAGGAAGGCCAGUGACUAAGGUGUACAGCGCUGCAGGGCCAGGGACAGCUGCCUCCCACCCUGCCUGGCUUUUGUGAAGGGGACCCAUCUUUCCUUAUCUUAGUUUUGAGGAGAUAGUUGAGGCUCAGCUAAAGGGAAAACCAGACCAGCUCUUUCCCUUGUCCAUUGUCUUUGCCCUAGGGUGGGGGCAUCUGUUCUAGCCCUUCCUGGCAAGUCCCAAGGUCUGGAGGAGGGUCCACCUCUCCCAGAAGCAGCCAGUGCCAACAGUGCACACCCUGGCUGGGGGGGUCUCUGCAACCUGGGCCAGAUAUGGCUUUCAUGGCUUCGACGGACACAGCCUGAGGAAAGGGCUGCAGACAGGUGUGGGUUUUCCCCCGCCCACACCCAGCACCCAUGCAUGGGCACAGCCACACAGUAGGGCAGCGCCUGCAGGGGGAACGGUACAGAUUAUGACAUUGUCUUAGGGUGGGUUCACACCCUGGCCCACUUGAGAGGUUGGACCCCUCUUGAAGGAUUCCUGCAGACAGAACCCAGAGAGUCUGAUCUGAAGGAGAGGGAAGCUUCCCUGGGAGAACCUGGGGCAGAGGAUCUUUAAGGGUCCAGGGGCCCUUUGCAGGAUCCGAGCCAAGCCACAGAGAGUCCCAAACAGCCCGUGGGACAGAAGCAGCGGGGAUUGAACACACUUUGUCUCAGUCUUAGCAAGGCUGCUUCACCAACACUGAAGAGGGGAGGCUCCCCCGGCUCUCAGGGGGAGGGCAGCCGGUUCCUUGGGUGCGGGCACAGGCGAGCUCCCCAUUUGUGACACCGGGGUCAGCACUCCUGCCGUCCCUGUGAAACACACACACGUCUGCUAGGAAGAAACCACCCGGUGGACCUUGGCUGAGCUUCAUGAGGUGGCUUAGAAGUAGCGCUUAGGAGUUCCCUGAUUGGAAAAAAAAAAAAAAAAAACAAGAAAUUGGAGGAGACACGUGAAUGAAACAGAAAGCUUGAAAUGCCAGGAGGAGACCGGGCUCUAAGCAGAACCCAGCUCCCGGCAGCCCAUCCCCUAAACCAGGCCGGGGCCAGCCCAUAGGAGGUCAGACCAACCUUGCUGCUCUCACCGGCCCGCCCCCGCCCAAGCCCGGGCCGCGCCCUUCCUUCCCUCCGCUGUUGAGAACAGCCUUCCCGAGAUAGGUUCAGAGAAGGAUCAGAGGGACAGGACCACCACCCAGGGAAGCCACGAGUCUCCACGGAGCAGUGUCCCGCGCCACACCCCCAACCAGGGCACCUCCAUCGACACAGUAGUAUUAAACAGAAGUUGUCUGACGCUAAGGGUAGAAACAAGCUCGUCCCAGAGCGCGUCGCUUUGGAGAGCUUCAAACCGCAGCACGUGGGGGAAUCAGAGCCGAUCUCAUGGACAGGACUCUUCGGACAGACGAGGACACUAAAAUCCACGGAGGGGAAGGGACUGGCCCAAGGUCACUCGGCUGGCAAAUCAGGGUGAGGGAGAGCCUGAACCCGGGCCUCCAGAGUCCUUGUCUAGGGUUCUCCACCUGCCUGCAGGUGCCUCCUGGGAAAUAGAGCUGUAACUUCUGUCUGUACCUCAUAUCACUUCUCCCCAUGCCCCGUGCACCUCCCAAAAUGAAAGACACAAAGGAUUUUUCUGAGACUGAGACCAGUCUGUCUGUGACAGCCCGUGGGGAAGCCAGCUGCGCGGGGCAGACCCCGGCUGGGAGAGUGAGGAGCCGACUGGUGUCUGUCACUGUGAAGUCUGGACUGUAGUCUGGAGUGGCAUCUCUUGUUCCGUGACACUUGGGGCCCCCAGCAGGCUGCGUCCCUCGGGCCCUUGGCCGUGGGGUGCUGAGGGGCGGCCGGGCCACAGAGGCUCUGCCACCCUGGGGUUCACUGGGCUGGAGUUCAGCACACAGAAAGAGUUCAGUGAAGCAAUAAACACAAAAAUCUGGGAGAAGAAAUCCAGAAUUUUGUGCCCUACUCUGUUUCUUUUUCAAAAACGAUGCCGAUCAGUUGACCCUGCCCCUGUUGUUGUUGGUUUUUUGGGUUUUUUUCUUGAUCCCUCCCAGUUGGACAUCCUCAGUCAGUGUUGUCCCUCUGCCCGGCUCCCAGCUCUUUGCCAACUUCACACUCCUCCUGGGCUGAGCAUCAGUCGCCUGUGACAUGGUCGCCUUCUGUCCCGGUCCCACCCCCAGCCCACGCUGGCCCCAGAGGACCUUCUCCCUACCUCCCCCCUCCCCUGGCACCCGCUUCCCCCCAACACCGUGCCGCAUUAUUCCUUCCAGGGGGGAGAUUUUUUUCCCUGCCAUCUCCAUGCCCUCCCACACACCCAUACACCUGCAGAGUGGUCUGAUCUUUUUUCCAUUGGUUAAAAAUUUAACUCUCCAUGGCAGACCUUGUUUUAACCCCUCUCACAUCACGUUCUUUCCUCUCUGAGAGUUCUUUUGCAUUAACCAACGUUGUCAGCGACAGACACGGAUCUGAGGGUGUCACGUGCGACCUUCAGCAGGGAAGACUUCCGGGCCGUAGAGGACCAUCUAAUACGUGGACUUAUAAACUGACUGCAUGAGCAAUGAAAAGGCCAAAUUAUUCAGAAUUCUUUUUUUUUUUUUUUUUUUUGGAAUCACUGUAAAAAAAAAAAAAACAACAACAAACAACAACUGAUUUCUUUUGUAUAGAGAACACUAAACGUAUAAUAAAAGUUGUUCAAAAUGGA